GACCCCACCAUGGCACCGCAAGGUCAAUCAGCAUCGACGUGGGGAGCAGCCGUGGCCAGCGAAAAGGACGAGAUUGAUCUGUUCUUGGUCUGCGAUACGACGGGGUCAUGGGGACGUACCUGCCUGCACUCAAGGCAUCGUUGCGGCAAGUGUUCGUCGUGGCCAAGCUGCUCUUCCACGGCCGGCUCAUGGUGCACAUUGUGUCGUACAAGGAUUACUGCGACGGCGACAACUUGCUGACCACGGUGAGCCGCCGCAGCGGCCGCAACGAUGCGAUCGUAAAGUUCGUCGAUACGUUGGAGGCGACGGGGGGCGGCGACAACCCUGAAGCCGUCAAAACGGCGUUGAACCAUGUCAUCCAGACUGUGGACGAAAUCCGCGCGGCGGGGGCGCCAACGUCGCGGGCGCUCGUGUUUCUGUACACGGACGCGCCGCCCCACCACGCCAUGACCCAGUCGAGCAACAUGACCAAGGAAAUCCGCGCCAUCGAGAGCAACCCCAAGUAUCGUGGGGGCCACGAUUGGUUUCAGAUUCAGCGGACGCUGCGCACCCUUGACGUCCCGGUGUAUACAUUCCACUCGCCCGUCACGACGUACCACAGCCGACGCGUUGUGAAGAAGCAAUCGCCAUCGUUCUACGCAGUACUUGGGCCGACUGUGAUCCUACCUGCCCUCACCAGCGACGUGAUCACGGAGGCGUCGAUGGGAGUGCUCCUGCAGCUCAUGGGGCAGGCCUUUACCCCAACAACGAAAGGCGCGUCCGACUUUGCCGUGUCGACGUUCCAGUUGAACGGCCAGAACUUUGAUCCUACAUACGAUGCCGCCGACGAAAGCGACAUGCCCUGCGACUCUCUUCUCACACUUGUCAACGAACCGUUCGAGUUUGCCCCGCUCCCGUACUUGAAGGAAGACCUGGACGCGCUCCUGCCCCUCUUUCGCCGUGACAUGGACUUCCGCAACCUCGUCAUGAAGACUUUCCAAGUGAUUUUUCGUCCCGACAACGUCCUCGCCGUCACGUACAACCCGAUCUUUGGCAAGUUGUGGCGGCUGUGCUGCCGCCAGCGACUGGACCCACGGUUGGACGAUCUCACCACCCAGCUCGCGCAGUGCGUGCCGAAACUGACUGGCCCUGCGCUAGCCCAUGUCCAGACUUGGCUAGACGAGUCGUACAACGACACGCAGCGCAUCCGAGAGGCCAUCGCCACGUUGGAGCCGAAUGGGCCAUGCUUCACCCUGGACAGCGGCACCAUCUCCACGUCCAAGGACAACUUGCGGUCGCUGGCGCGCGCGCCAACGCCCGGCGUGUUAGCGAGCACCCAAGCGAUUUUGACGUGGAUACAGUACCACGACAUGACCCCACCGCACGUCCAGAGCUUGGAUGACGACGCUGACGUCAAGUUGUUACCUGUGGCACUCGCCGACGAAGACUUUUUUUCGUUUUUGCCGAACCUCAUGUUCCCCGGGUUGACCCUGAGUCGUCGGGGCGCGGCGAUCGUAGCGCUGGUGUGCUGCCUCUCUGACCACGUCCACCUCCGGCACCGCGCUGAGUCGUACUUAAAGGCCAUCGAAGGCACAUGGCUCCCAUUCGAGUACGCAGUAGAGUUCCCCGAGAUCUUUUCGGCCGAAAUUGUGGAGCUCCUGUACCGUGGCCGUGCCUACCUAACCCCCCUUGAGCAGCACGUGUACAGCAAGCUGUUUGUCAUCCACCGCAUGCGCCUUGCUGCGACCAAGCAGAUCGAGGCGACGGUCGGCUUCACCCCGAAAAAGGACGACUUUUGGCCAGACCGGAAAGCGCCGUGCCUGACGUGUGGUUACGACACGAGCUUGUCUCUGAUGGUGUCCCCGAUCCUCUGUGCCAUGUGCGUAACGUACGGUGGCGACGCACCCGCCCUCCAAGCCAACACAUUUGUGGCUGGCAACGAAUCCCACAUGGUGGCGUGCCAUGACUGCCACGGCAUUUACGCGGUGCUGCAAGUGGCCCAGCUCGGGACAGCGGCCAAGUGCUGGUUCUGCCGCACCAACGUGCCUGGCCCGCCACCCAAGACAUCCUGCACGGGUUGCUUGAAUGAGUACAUCGAUCCUGCUGGCCUAUAUCGGUCCAGCGCCCCGGACAACUCGUGGCUGUGCCCGGUGUGCACCGACGCCCCGACCCGCGCCAAGACGACAGCCACCACCACCGUUCAAGUUCUCACCAUGGCCAACCCCGACGUGGCCGUCGUGCACGGCUGGACGGCAGAGAAGACCAAGGACGCGUUCGUGGAGCUGGUGUACCAUACCCCGCACGACUCAAUGUUUAAAAUCUUCACCCAGAAACGGACGGUCCUCGUUGCGGGCCCUACUGCGAAUGGCUUUUCCUCCAGCCAAGGCGCCGAUGUGACGAUUCGUUUCGACGGCAAAAUCGUUCACCAGGCACGCCAACUGUGCCAGUCCUUUAGCACGAUAGUGCUCCCAGACAGCCUGCGCGACGUGUGCAGCAUGUGCUUUUACGAGCUGCCACUCGUGGAACUCACCAGCGCCUGCGGACGGUGCUUGACCAAAGUGUGCGAUCCGUGCCUGGCGAAAUGGUACGGCGCUCCCAAGCCGGGAAAGCUGAUCGUGCCGGCCAUGCUUUCUUGUGCCUUUUGCCGCCGCCCCCCCACGCUCGGCGUCCUUCGCAAACACAACCGCGAGUUGCUCUCGCUCAAGGUCGACAAGACGGCGGCAUUUCGUGACCCAAACAUGCACUAUGGUUGGUGCUUGGGCUGCUUUCGCAUCAAGGGCAUGAUUGCCCGAACGAACGACUCCCCGAUUGACGAGGAAGCGUUCGUGUGCGGCGACUGCAAGACCGCCCAUCCAACUCCUGACGAGUGGGUAUUUGUUGCGACCAAGCAGUGCCCCAACUGCCAUGCCCCCACCGAAAAUCACGGCGGAUGCGACCACGUCACCUGUAUCUGAAGCCAGCACAGGUGCUCUCAGUGUGCGACGGGGUUCGACGAUGCAUAAGUCAUGUACGACCACUUGUACACAACCCACAACUUCGGCGUCCAUGAUGCCACGUUGUGAUCAAUCAUAUUAAGUAGAUUUAUAUCGUCUCCGUGAGCUGAAGGUGUUAGCGGUGGUCCGUUAGAAACUUUGGGUUCAAUCAAGAACGCUACUAGA
Messenger RNA from Aphanomyces invadans, 3137 nucleotides. RefSeq lists its product as hypothetical. The record is from RefSeq and is a predicted model, not a curated record. The transcript has a single exon. Bases 108 to 2933 code for a protein of 941 amino acids. Lineage: Eukaryota; Oomycota; Saprolegniomycetes; Saprolegniales; Verrucalvaceae.